Messenger RNA from Aureobasidium melanogenum CBS 110374, 696 nucleotides. RefSeq lists its product as uncharacterized. The transcript has a single exon. The record is from RefSeq and is a predicted model, not a curated record. NCBI's taxonomy places the organism in Eukaryota, Fungi, Ascomycota, Dothideomycetes, Dothideales, Saccotheciaceae. Bases 1 to 696 code for a protein of 231 amino acids.
AUGUUCACCAUCUCAGUCAUCUCGGCUUUCGUGUUGGCUUCCAGUCAACAAGUCUUAGCACAGUCCUGCUCUGGCUUCAAUGUCACCACGAGCUACGCCGACUUGACCUACACAUCUCUCAGCAGUCGCUCGUACAUCAUCAGCGAGGGCGUUUCGUGUCCCGCCGCACAGAACUGCUCGGUCGACAUUGGCGGCUAUGUCACCGACGGCCGUACACUGAACAUCUCGGACGAUGCCUCAGCAGACUCCAUCUACGACACUAUCUCCAAAGUCGUCAACCUCCAAUUCAACGAAACUCAGACCUAUCCAGUGGCUCUCAACCAUGGCCCAUGGACAAUCAAGAAUGGCACAGAUGGUUAUGUCGUCUUCACUCCCAACACCAGAUGCGCUACAGGAAGACUAUCUGGCUGCCAAGGCAAUAACCUCGAAGGACAAAUUGUAUCGGCAUGUGCGCUCGAGGGUGAAAAGUACGGUGAUGGACUUAGUGGUGUUAUCAAUGAGGUUGUUACCGAUCGAGAGACUGUUGCAAAUUUGACUUGUAACCCUUCCAACACAACACAAGCCAAGAAUGGAAACUACACGGGUGGGAGAGGUUGCACCGGUACCCAAGACGAGACUGGUGCAGCUGGCACAGUUGGCGGAGCUUCUCUAGCUCUUUUGUCUGUUUCGAUGCUUGUAGCCUUUGUUGGAUUUUAG